Messenger RNA from Epithele typhae, 912 nucleotides. RefSeq names its product Mov34-domain-containing protein. The coding region runs from base 1 to 912 and encodes 303 amino acids. The record is from RefSeq and is a predicted model, not a curated record. Gene Ontology annotation, cellular component: eukaryotic translation initiation factor 3 complex, eIF3m. NCBI's taxonomy places the organism in Eukaryota, Fungi, Basidiomycota, Agaricomycetes, Polyporales, Epitheliaceae. The transcript is spliced from 6 exons. Gene Ontology annotation, molecular function: metallopeptidase activity; translation initiation factor binding; translation initiation factor activity. Gene Ontology annotation, biological process: translational initiation.
AUGCCGCUCAGCCCCCUCUCGUCCGCCGUGUUCCUUCAAAAUGCGACGCCCGGCUUCACGACAACUCCUGGGCGCACUCCGACUUCGGUGACCGUCCACCCCGUCGCCCUCUUCUCGAUAUUGGACCACUACCUCCGCCGCACGGAUGCGCAAGACCGCGUUAUUGGGACGUUACUUGGCACGCGCUCGGACACCGGCGAGGUGGAGGUGCGCUCCUCGUUUGCGGUCCUCCACAGCGAGACCGCGGAUCAGGUCGCGGUGGACAUGGAGUACCACCGGACAAUGUACGACCUCCACCACAAGGUCAGCCCGAAGGAGGUCAUCGUUGGAUGGUACUCGACUGGGUCGAAUCUUAACACCUACUCUGCCCUUAUCCAAAAUUUUUACACGCAAGAAACCGCACCGCACCAGGCCAUUCAUCUCGCUCUGAACACUGGUGUACAGGAGGGACAGAAGGCUGGCGUUCAGGCAUACGUCGGAUCACCAGUGGGCGUGAGCCCCAAGCCCGAGAACUGUGUAUUCGUCCCAAUCCCCUGUGAACUCCGUUUCAACAACUCCGAGCGUAGCGGACUUGACCUCCUCACCUCCGACCUCUCGAAUUCUACCUCUGCAUCCGCCACCUUCACCAACCCUUCCAGCGACCUUGAGCUAUUGGAGCGCUCCCUCGUCACAGUAUCGGAGAUGCUCGACCGCGUUCUUUCAUAUGUCCAGUCCGUGCUCUCCGGCGAAGCGAAGGGCGAUUCUGCCGUGGGUCGGUACCUGAUGGAUGCUCUCGGGCCUAUUACCGAGGACCUUGAGAAGGGCGAGUUCAAUACUCACCUUCAGGAUACCCUCUUGGUCUCGUAUUUGGCCAACCUCGUGAGGUCACAAGCCGAAGUGUCCUCGCGGUUGGCGCUGGUAAAGGCAUCGUAG